Colletotrichum chrysophilum is the source of this 1308-nucleotide messenger RNA. RefSeq lists its product as uncharacterized. The coding region runs from base 1 to 1308 and encodes 435 amino acids. The transcript is spliced from 3 exons. The record is from RefSeq and is a predicted model, not a curated record. Gene Ontology annotation, molecular function: transmembrane transporter activity. Gene Ontology annotation, biological process: transmembrane transport. NCBI's taxonomy places the organism in Eukaryota, Fungi, Ascomycota, Sordariomycetes, Glomerellales, Glomerellaceae.
AUGGCCACCACCGCUCCCCUGGACCGCGAUGCUGAGACAGCACGCCCAGCAUCCCUCCCGUCCGACGACGCAAACGAAAAGUCGGGUGUUGCGGUCAACACAUUGACCGCUGACCAAAGCGAUGACGAAGACACCAGAAAGACUCAGGUGCCCUGGACUUGGAAGUUUGCGUCCAUAGCCUUGGUUACGGCGAUUGGUUUCGGGUCCCAAUGGAGUUCCGGCAUCUCAGGAGCCAUGAAGAGCACCAUCAAAAAGGAGCUGGGCAUCAGCAACACCCAAUUUUCCCUGCUUGAGGCCAGCGAAGACUUCAUGGUUACGGCCCUGAUGCUUCUCAGUGGAAUUGUGACGGAUAGGAUCGGUGGUGCUGGAGCCAUGUUGUAUGGCAACUUCAUCUACUCUGCCGGUUCGAUUCUCGUCGCAGCGGCCGCCCAAACACGAUCCUACAAGUUUAUGGUUGCCGGUCGAGUCGUUCGCGCCUUGGGAGACAUCGCCACGCAGGUCGCACAGUACAAGGUCUUCUCAUCCUGGUUUGCUCCGAGCAACGGUUUCGCCUCCACGCUUGGUUUUGAGUUGGGCAUCGGCAAGAUCGGUGCAUUUGCCGGAAAGUCAUCUGCAAACAUUAUCGCGAAGCGAACAGGGAACUUUGCCUGGGUUUUCUGGGUGGCGGUGUUCAUGAACCUAUUUACGAAUGUCGUCACUGUGUUCUUUUACUGGUUCACGAAAGUGGCCCACAAGAAGUUCCAAGGUGUCCGCGAUCCAGCCACAGGAGAGCAGCUCACUGAAAAGUCCAAGAAGUUCCAGUUGCGCAAGGUUUUGGAACUGCCGUGGUCGUUUUGGGCUGUUAUGGCCUUUUCCCUCUUCGAAACUAGCACUGCUAUUGUGUUCUUGCAGAAUGCCACAGAGCUGGCUGAGCAGCGAUUCGGCACCAGCUCUAUCACUGCUGGAUGGUACAGCGCGACGCUUCAAUAUGCUGUCCGCAUCGUGACCGGAGCAAUCCAAGACGCGGACAACAAUUCCUAUGACAAGGUUACUAUUGUCUAUGUCGUCUUAGCGGGAAUCUCAGUUGUUGUGUCUAUUGGCUUGUUCUUGCUGGCUCUCAAGUUCACAGAUCUUGGACAUCUUCAGUGGUCGCGCAAGGUCCGCAUUGCUCGAGGAGAAAUCUUGAACGAACAGAAGCGGAAGUUCCACGAAGAGGAUGGCCACAGGAACAGGGUGAUCUCCAUGGCUUGUUUCGUUGCGCUGAUCGCGCUGAUCCUGGGCAGCUGGUGCGGGUACUUCUGGGGUGUUGCGACUGGAAACAACGACUAA